AUGGGAGCAAUUAUAUAUAGUUUUGAUGCCCUCAAUUUUUAUGGUAUAUGUAGAACAGUUGCUAUCAGUCUAUGUCCUUUAAUCGGUGAACAAGAUGGAAUUGAACCUGUUUGUUAUUCUCGUAACGUUGAAUUAGCUGGAAAUAUUAUAUUUCAACCAUCUACUUUAAUUAUGGAUGUUGUUGCUAUUAUUAUGACAAUGAUUAUGAUUUAUCACAUUCGCUCUAAAUAUACUGCAGUUGGUCGCCAAGAAAUUGUCAUGUUUUUUUAUAUGUAUAUGCUUACUGCUUUACUUGAUAUGUUGUUAGUUACUGGUAUUAUUCCUAUCUCAUCAUCUGCAUAUCCUUGGUUUACAGCGAUUUACAUCGGUUUAACUUGUUCAACAUAUUGGUGUCUAUUAUUAAAUGGAUUUGUUGGUUUUCAAUUUGCUGAAGAUGGUACACCUUUAUCGCUUUGGUCAAUUCGUAUUAGUUCAUUUAUUUGGUUUAUUGUAACUGGUUUCCUUGCUAUUGGCACAUUUAAAGGCAUUGGAGCACUUUCUUAUAAAAAUCAAGCAUUCUUAUGGAUAUUUUAUAUUGUCUUGAAUUAUGUUAUGUUCUUCAUCUAUAUCGUUUCACAAAUUAUUUUGGUCAUCAAUACGUUAGAUGAUCGUUGGCCAUUAGGUGAUAUUUUAUUUGCUGCUGCUUUUUAUGCUAUCGGUCAAGUUUUGAUGUAUGUAUUUUCAGUAGCUAUCUGUGAUAAUACCAAACAUUAUGUAGAUGGCAUGUUCUUUGGUGUUAUUUGUAAUCUUUUAACUGUCAUGAUGAUUUAUAAAUAUUGGGAUUCAAUCACUAAAGAAGACCUUGAAUUCUCUGUGGGUUCAAAACAAAAUGUAUGGGAAGUGAAAGAAUUAUUAGCUGAAGAUGAAUUGGCUCAAUCUUAUGCUAGCUAUCAACAACCUAUUCCCGCUACACCUCAGCAUUAUCAACCUUAUGAACAACAACAUCCUUAUUAG
Cokeromyces recurvatus is the source of this 993-nucleotide messenger RNA. RefSeq names its product chitin synthase III catalytic subunit. The coding region runs from base 1 to 993 and encodes 330 amino acids. The transcript is spliced from 5 exons. The record is from RefSeq and is a predicted model, not a curated record. Gene Ontology annotation, biological process: protein folding. NCBI's taxonomy places the organism in Eukaryota, Fungi, Mucoromycota, Mucoromycetes, Mucorales, Mucoraceae. Gene Ontology annotation, cellular component: endoplasmic reticulum membrane.